UCUUUAAUAACCCUAAUGAAAGUUAAAAAUAUUAAUUGAAGAUUUAGCGAUACUGAAAUCACGAAUAGAACGUCAAUUGAAGCAUGACCGCUAAAAUCGAUUGAGAAAAUAUUUGUUAUCAAUGUUUGUAAUAUAACAUAAGAAUUUUGUAAAUCUUUACUUUAGUAUUGCUAACAUAAAAUUAUCAAAACUAUCGAUAGGCGCGUCAGAGCUCUACGAUGGCGUGUUUUAUAAAAUGUUAUUAUAUUUGCAAUAUCUUUUUAAAUAAUUAUUGACUUGCCCUUUCCUGUAGUAACUAACUUACUUAUUAAAUAUAGAGAUUAAUUUAAUUUUUUCAACUUGAGACUAGGGAUAAGUAGUUUCGAUAUAUCGAUACGUGAACGUGACUGCUGUGUCAAAUAUAGGCGGGGUCCUUAUACACAUAUGAAUUCGAAUGUUGUUAUCCUCCUCCUUGUAGUCUACAAAAAGAUAUGGUAAUCAAACUACUUGUUCGUUCUCUGGGUUGGAGAUUCGUCUUCGCGCGCGAUCUUUGCGUAUAUGUUAAAAUUUCUAACCUUAAGAAGUGAACAUUUAGAAAAUAUAAAACACACGUAGCGCUGUAAAGUUGCUAGUAUGAUAAAAACCAUAUAAUUUUUACAGUUAGCAGUAUCAAUCGAAAAAAAUUUUGUAAAAAAAUAAUCUGUUUUAUGUAUCAAUAUCUAAUCUAUAGUACGCUGGCAGCGAUUGAGAUUAUGGCAACUUAUCUGCCAUUUUCUCAUAACUAGGAAAGCCCAGGUUGUUGAUAAGUUGUUUAACGAACGUAUAGAAGUAAGUUUGCAGUGAAAAGUAGUGGUUGUAUUAAAGUAUUUAAAAUAAUGAUAUAAAUUACAUAAAGCAUUUUUAAAAUAUACUUAUCAAAAAAUUACAGUUUCUGAUUGCAAAAAUAUUUACGAAUCAUAUUAUACUGUGUUAUAUGACAACUAAUGCUUAGCAUUUCUAAAUAACAAAAAAUUACAUUAAUAAGAAAAGUGUUAUACCAUAUAAACUAAAAGAUAACAUUAAAAUAAUUUUUGAAUGAACAUUUUUUAAUAAUUAUUACGUUAUUUGUCGCUUAUAUAAACAUUUUCCCGCAUCAGACAUGAAUCAGACGGACCGCUUUUGCGCCGAAGAUAACAAGAAAUUAAUAGAACAUCUUAAAAAUAAAGGCAUUAUUAAAUCAUCACUGGUUUUCGAGGCAAUGUGCUUAGUGGACCGAAAAAAAUUUGUCAACAAAUUCAAUCCUUAUAACAAUGCAUAUAUUGACGCCCCUCAAAAUAUAGGUCAUGGUAGAACUAUAAGUGCUCCACACAUGCAUGGCAUGAUCUUCGAAAUUCUUGCAGAAAAAUUGACGACUGCGAAAAAUGUAUUAUGCAUUAGAUGCAGUACAGGAUAUGUAAGUAACUGUAUGUCAAUAAUGAUGGGCCCGUAUGGAACGGUGAUUCACAUAGAAUCUAUACCAGAAUUAAAAGAAAAAAUUAAACAGACUAUUGAAAACGCUCAUCCAUACUUGCUAUGGGGUAAUAGAAUAAAAUUAUUAGAUGUGGAGAAUGAGAGUGCUGGGUAUCCACAACCCAAAGUACGUUAUGAUGUUAUUUACGUUGGGGCAGCAGCCGCAGAAAUACCACAAGCACUGAUUGGCCAACUAGCUUAUGGUGGGCGCCUCGUCAUACCCAUAGGGCCAAAAGACUUACAACAACUCAUGCAAAUCGAUAAGAAUUUAGAUGGAACAAUUGUGAAAAAGACAGUAACUUCCGUUCGAUAUGGAUAUUUGGAUAGUCCUAGGGAAAUCACGAAUGCUAACAAUAAUACAGAAAUAAAAGCAGAAAAUCGCUCAAAUGAAAAAUCAGUACUUAAUUUAAAUAGUAAAAACUUUAAUAAUAUAAUAAUAAGAGAAAAUAUACAAACGCAAUCGCCAACAAAAAUACAAAUUUCGUCGCCAACAAAACCUGCGCAUGAUCACUUUAAUGGCUGCGUGAAAGUAGAUCAAAUAAUAACGGAAAAAUUAGACACUAAAAGUGAUGAAAAAAAUGCACAGCUGAAUGUCAAGAAAAACGAUGACCUUCCAAAUUUUGAAAAAAUACGAGAAAAAUCGAUAUUUGAUACUAGUGGAGAUAAUUAUCUUUUGACUUCUUCUCAUAAAGCGAAGGAAACGGGUUCAUCGAUGAAAAUGCAAACUGCUUCGCUGAGAAUCCCUAUGCAAAAUGAUUCAAAUAGUUGCAUAAAAGAUGAAGUCACAUUACAAGUAACAAAGGAAAAAUUACAGAUUGAAUCUGACCAUAGCACUGAACAGCUAAAUAGCAAGACAUUAAAAGAAAAUUUACAAAAGGCAUGCCAGGAAUUGGCGAGUUUGGAGAAAAAAAUGGAAUCGAGAAAUGAUAAUCAACAAAAUGUUCAAAAGAUAGAAGAUAUAAAAAAUGUGUCGAAUCUAGAAUUAAACAGUGAAUUAGAAACAGCAUCAGAUAAAAUAGAACUAGAAACCACGAUGGAUGAAUUAAUGGCAACACAUGCGGAUAAAUCGACGGUAAAAAAUAUUGAGCAACUGCAUCAGAAAACAAAUUUUGAUAAAUCAGUUGAAAAAUUAAAAACCAACCUUAAAGUAGAAAAUUUACAAAAUUUAUACGUUGAUGAUAUCAUGAAGAAAUUAACGCUUCUAUUGGAUAAAAAAUUAGUAACGAAAAUUGAUGAAAAUCUUAAUGUAAAAAUCGGUUCGAUUGAACGAAGAAUUAUUCUACUAGAAGAUGAGAUAAAGAAAUUCAAUGACAUUAUAAAACAAGAAGCGAAUGAACAAAAAAUAUUUUUAUGCGAAAUGGAUAAGGCUUUGAAAAUAAAAAUAGAAAAACUGAGAAAAAAAAUAGGAUCCGUUGAAAAAGAUAACAAGAUAACGGAAAGAAAAUUGAGUAAUAAAAUAGUCAGAGUCGAAGAGUGCAUGGACGAAAAAAUAAUUGAUGAAGUCGAGGAGCUAAGCAAACGACUAAAAAUGAUAGAAGAAACGAAUGAAUUAUUUGAAAAAGAAAUAAAAAAAUUAUCAAUAGCAUUUGAAGAGCGAUUAUUAAAAGAAAAAGCGGACAUUUACAUGCAGAUUGACGCAGAACUGGAGAAAAAAGAGCAUAGACAAUUAGAUAGCGUGAAAAGCAAUAUAUCCUAUUUAGAAAAAGACAUCGAAAUGUUAAAGAAGAAAUUAACUAACAAGGAAACGAAUAAUAAGGAGCAGUGGCGUUUUAUGGCCUUCCCUAUGAUUAUUACAUUACACGCUACCUAUGCUUUGUUUAAGAACUUAUAUAAAGGUAUUAUUAAAUCUUCAAUUGUUACGAAAACUAUGUGCUUGGUGGAUCGCAAAAAUUAUGUCGGCAGUUCCAAUUGUUUAAACAAUGAACAAUACACCGAUGCACCGCUAAAAAUAAGUCAUAAUAGAACCAUCAGUUCUCCACACAUGCAUGGCAUGAUCUUCGAAAUUCUUGCAGAAAAAUUGUCGACUGCGAAAAAUGUAUUAUGCAUUAGAUGCAAUACAGGAUAUGUAAGUAGCUGUAUGGCAUCAAUGAUGGGACCACAUGGAACUGUAUUUCAUAUAGAAUCUAUACCAGAUUUAAAAGAAAAAGUUAAGAAGACUAUUAAAAAGACUAACCCAUUUUUACUAUGGACUAAAAGAAUGCAGUUAUUAGAUGUGGAGAAUGAGAGUGCUGGGUAUCCGCAACCCAAAGUACGUUAUGAUGUUAUUUACGUUGGGGCAGCAGCCGCAGAAAUACCACAAGCACUGAUUGACCAACUAGCUUAUGGUGGGCGCCUCGUCAUACCCAUAGGGCCAAAAGACUUACAACAACUCAUGCAAAUCGAUAAGAAUUUAGAUGGAACAAUUGUGAAAAAGACAGUAACUUCCGUUCGAUAUGAAUAUUUGGAUAGUCCUAGGGAAAUCACGAAUGCUAACAAUAAUACAGAAAUAAAAGCAGAAAAUGAUUCAAAUAAAACAUCAAUAUCUAAUUUAAAUACUGUAUGCCUAAAUAAUCUAAUAAGUGAAAAGGUACAAACCCAAUCAUCAACAGAAAUACCCAAUAGGUCGCCAACAAAGCCUGUCAAAAAUCACUUCAACAAUAACUGUAUGAAAGAUCACCUUUUGCAAACAAUCGCCGACAAAUUUGAGACUAAAACUGACGAAAUAUACGCACAGCCGAGUGUCAAAGAUCCCGAAGAAAAUGUUCACAAGAUAUUGCAGGAUAUUCGGACGUUAAUGACAAAAUUAGAGUUACAAUACGAUUCACGAAGUGUUGAAAAGAUUAAAGAUACUCAAGAAAAAGCGACAUCUAAUGAUAGAAGUAGUGAAAGCCGCAUUUCUCAUGAAACGAAAAUGCAAAAUACUUCGGCGAUAAAGCCUGUGCAAAAGAAAGAUGAAGUCCUGUCGAUAACAAAGGAGAAAUUAAAUAAUAAAAAUGACGAAGCUGAUACACAGUCAAGUAUCAAGGAAUCCGAAGAAAAUAUUCACAAGACAUUGCAGGAAUCACAGACGUUAGAAGAAAAAUUAGUAUUAGACUCAAAGGAUGAUCCGCGAAAUAUCGAAGAGAUAGAAGAUACGCAAGAAAAAUCAAGACCUGAUUCGAGUAGCGAAAGCCGCAUUUUUCAUGAAAUAAUGAAAGCGCAAUCAUCGGUGAAUGAGUUAAGCAAACAAGCCGUUCGCGUAUACGCACACCGUGUGAAUAUACGCUGUGUCGUGCAUCAUCGUUUCGGAGCACAGCACAUACUCUCCUUGUUCAUACCUCAAAACCUAUUCUGCUCCGGAAUUUUAUUCCCCGAAAAAGAGAAGAAAAUGCAGAUCUGGAGAGUGGUCCUGGUGGGCGCGUUGUGUCUCGGCGCAAGCAACGCCCUAGAAUGCUACGUUUGUAAGAACCAGGAGGGCAACAUCGAGAAGUGCCUGAAUACCAUCAAGACCUGCGAACAAGGAGAGGACACCUGUCUUUCCGAGAUCAAAUGGGGCAGUACACCUUAUUGGAACCAAGGAGCUAAAAAACAGUUUUACAUUUCAAAAAGAUGCUCAACAAAAAGGGAAUGUGAACGCAUCCGUCGUGCCAAUAUGCCAGACUGCUCGCACAUUUGGUACCAGGAUUGGAAGUGCUCCGAAUGCUGUCAAGGAGACAGAUGCAAUUACUACAUAGUGUCUGGCACAGACAAAGUCGGAACAACUGUGAUGAUGUUUUUGUUUCCAUUAUUUGCUAUUUGGAUACUACAAUGAAUGACCGUUUUGGAGAAGAAUUUUACAACUGUUGAAAAUGCCAACUACCAUUCUAUUGGUUAUUAAUGAAAUGGAAUUUGAUUCUAGUUCAUCGAAUUAUCUGUGGUGAGCUUCGAUUCUGAAGCUAUACAAGCCUACAUUACUGAUUUUUCUGGUAAGAAACAUUUAUACACACAACAUGGAAUAAUACAGAGGGUUCUGAAACUACUAAAUAAUUUGAGAAUACAAAGCUAAACUUAUUGAUAAAAUUAUUGAUUAGAUGUUCUGAAAUUCUACAAUGCAAAGUUGUUGAAAUCUCUCAAAGCACGAUUUGACGCAAUUCUAUUCUUAUUAGCAAAUCAUGUAUCAAAUUUAACGUAGGUAUAUUUAAUUCAAAAAGAUCAGUAAAAAGGCUUUUUACCAUUUUUGUCAGUAAGGCCGUUCAAUGUCAUAAAAAUAUGACGCUGUUUAGAAAGUAAAAAUAUCUGCUUGAUUGAACAUUUAUUAAACUGUUACGACUGCGGUUUGUUUUUGUAAGGUUUUUUACGAUUUUCUUUUAACGCGAUUUCUCCAGUUGUCUCUGGUUGUAUCUACUAUUUAUCAGACUAAAUAGAAGAUGUUUAGGAAAAAGAGGUUGGCCACUGAUCUCAAUUGACGAUUGCACAUGCAUGAAUAAGUAAAGAUUUAAUGCAAUCAUAACAAUCUGAAAUCGUCAACAAAGGAAUUUAAAUAAUUUCUAGCGAAAAAAUAACGAAUGUAGUGAUGAAGGUCUUGAUCUAGAUUCAACGCCCUUUCUCGCGAAUUGUAGAGUGUUUGUUUAUUCAAUUAAAAGCAUAUCUACAUUUAUGAGAUUUGGGUCAGGUUUGUUAACCAUAUCACUCCAAGACUAAACUGUAUUAAAUCUUAUAAGUCGAGAUCAUGCACUUUCAAGCAGAUACAGCAUAGUAUUUUAAACAAAUUUUUAGCAUACCGUCAUGCAAAAUUCUUCUGCUAUUGAUUAAGUUUUUAACUGUAAAAGAUCGACUAUAUAGUAAUAAUUUAAUAUUGCAGACAUAUUGUAUAAAGACUAAAGCGAUGAAUUAUAAACUUAUCUACUUUUAAUUGCAUUUUGUACAAAUUUUGUAAUCAAGUCCGUCCAACUUGUUAAGUUAAGAAGAUAAUAUAUGUACAAGUACAAUUUCUUCGUUUCUUUUAAAGAAUCUGUUGAGAGAAUCUCGUUAAAAAUAUUUUAAACGAAUGUACCAUAUAUAUUAUAUAUAUCAAAUUUUUAUAUUCCUGUAUGUAUCGAACAUUAAACAAAACUUCGAUAACGAAAUUUCUCUCGUCGACUUUCUCAUGAUCGAUCACCAUCUGAUAUCCACGAUACUUAAGACCAGCUCCGUUUCCGUCAUCCAUUGCAUUCUUUUCGUUGUUCCCAAAACCGGAAUCCAACGGCUCACCAAGCCCGGUAUGAAUGAACUCAUACGAGUCAUAAAUUAUCUUACAGCCAAACGGCAGCGUAAUUAAGCACAUCACGCGAGCGGAGAUAAUAAAUACACAAGGAUAGUUACGCGAUUGCAUAUAGGUAUGCAGCAGCAGGUGGUGGUAUGUACGCGCGCAUCGCGAGGAUCAUCGCGCAGAUCGGCAAUGUACUUAGUUCCCGAUUUGCGCGCAGAUAUCCGCAGAAUGCGCGAAACCGCCCGGCCGAGUGCAUCGCGAGAGGAAUUUUCGUCAUUUUUUCACUAAAGUGUUGUUUAAUUUUUGAGUUCUAAAGUGUUGUGUGUGCCUCUUUUCUUGUACUUUUUUACUGACAAAUCGAAGCAU
Molecule: messenger RNA, 7018 nt
Organism: Nasonia vitripennis (jewel wasp)
Lineage: Eukaryota; Metazoa; Arthropoda; Insecta; Hymenoptera; Pteromalidae
Exons: 13
Coding region: 1118-5236 (1372 amino acids)
Biological process (GO): protein modification process
Cellular component (GO): cytoplasm
Molecular function (GO): protein-L-isoaspartate (D-aspartate) O-methyltransferase activity
Source: RefSeq, a predicted model, not a curated record